Symsagittifera roscoffensis is the source of this 799-nucleotide messenger RNA. RefSeq names its product actophorin-like. Lineage: Eukaryota; Metazoa; Xenacoelomorpha; Acoela; Convolutidae. Gene Ontology annotation, biological process: actin filament depolymerization. Gene Ontology annotation, molecular function: actin filament binding. The record is from RefSeq and is a predicted model, not a curated record. Gene Ontology annotation, cellular component: cytoplasm; actin cytoskeleton.
GUCAACUCUGGCAUUAAAAACAGUCCCCAGUGCAAGAAAGUGUUCGAACAAUUGCAGAAGGAACACAAGUGGAGAUACAUUGUGUACAAGAUCAACAUGACGUCACUUCUCAUCGACCCAAUCAUAUUCGGAGAUAAAGACGCCAGUUACCAACAGUUUCUGGAUGACCUGAACAAGAGUGGGUGCUGCUAUGCCGUGUAUGACUUCGUCUUCCACAAACCAGACGGGUCAAAGAGGGAGAAGAUCGUAUUCAUCAACUGGGCACCAGAUGACCAGCCUAUGAAGGCGAAAAUGUACCAGAGUUCAACAAUGACGGAGAUGGAGAAGGCAGUUGACGGGUACUACUUGAAGAUGCAGGCCAGUGACAUCGGAGACAUAGCGGAGAAAGACGUGGCAGAACAGCUGAACAAAAUGGUCAAGUGAUCUAUGGCUGAACAGAAACGAAGAUGUGUGAAAGAAAAACUAUGAGAUGUAUUUACUUUACUAUGUAUAGAUUGAGGGAGAUUGAAAGAAACAAUUUUUUAAUAGCCAAACACAAUUCAGUGUUCAAAACAUAGAAUAAAAAUUCGAUCAAAUACGACCAAAUUUUGAACAUUCAAAUUGGUUUCAAUGGCUGAUUUUCUAAAAUAAUAUUCCCAUCACCCGUUUUGUUAUGAUCGUGGGCAUGAUGAUGGGCUUUGUUAAUGGAUCCGUUAUAGAAAUAUGUUCAAAAACUAUUCUUUGUACACAGAUUACAUUAAGAUCCUGUAAAUUGAUUUUGAUGUAUUCCAGUUAACUAAUUGAAAAAUCCUUUUCAUAA